This is a messenger RNA of Ctenopharyngodon idella (grass carp), 7219 nucleotides long. It is a transcript of the gene trim3b, whose product is annotated as tripartite motif containing 3b. The coding region runs from base 287 to 2605 and encodes 772 amino acids. The transcript has 13 exons. The record is from RefSeq and is a predicted model, not a curated record. Lineage: Eukaryota; Metazoa; Chordata; Actinopteri; Cypriniformes; Xenocyprididae. Gene Ontology annotation, molecular function: protein binding; ubiquitin protein ligase activity; translation repressor activity. Gene Ontology annotation, biological process: negative regulation of translation; proteasome-mediated ubiquitin-dependent protein catabolic process; protein polyubiquitination.
UCACACACAUUAUACACCCUCGCUUGCUCACACCCUGCUGCUGCUGCUUCUGCUGCUGCUUCUUCUUCUCUCCUGCCUGCUAGUCUUUCCUGCUUUCUAGAUUUACUCCUUUAAUCUGGCUGGUUCUUCUCCUUUGGGAUGAGGGGCUGUAAGGCUGGACGGGUCUGUGCUCGGAUGCUUCGCUGAGACCUGUCCGUAUCUUUCUCUUUCCUUUUUCAUCCCUCUAUCUCUGUCAGCUGCGAGAACUCACGUUAAGGUGUGUCCUGGCCCUCGGCCCCCUCUGUGGAUGUCUGUCACCAUGGCGAAGUUUGAGACCGGCCGCACAAGCCCAGUGGUCCGCCAGAUAGACAAGCAGUUCCUGGUGUGUAGUAUCUGUCUGGACCACUACCACAACCCCAAAGUCCUGCCCUGCCUGCACACCUUCUGUGAAAGGUGCCUACAGAACUACAUUCCUGCUCAGUCUUUGACACUGUCCUGCCCGGUGUGCAGACAGACCUCCAUCUUGCCUGAGAAAGGUGUUGCGGCACUACAGAACAACUUCUUCAUCACAAACCUCAUGGAGGUGCUGCAGAGAGACCCAGAAUGCUCUCGGCCGGAGGCCUGCAGCGUGUUGGAGUCUGUCAGUGCAGCAGCCGCUGGGAAACCGCUCUCCUGCCCCAAUCACGAGGGCAAGGUGAUGGAGUUUUACUGCGAGUCAUGUGAGACGGCCAUGUGCCUGGACUGCACGGAGGGGGAACACCGGGAGCAUGUGACCGUUCCACUGCGGGAUGUUCUAGAACAGCACAAAGCAGUGCUAAAGAACCAGCUAGAUGCUAUACGCAACAGGCUGCCCCAACUAACAGCGGCCAUUGAGCUGGUAAAUGAAAUCUCUAAACAGCUGAUAGAGAGGAAGAACGAAGCAGUCAAUGAGAUCAACAUGACAUUUGAGGAGCUCGAGAAGGCAUUGCAUCAACGCAAGGCUGCGCUCAUCACCGACCUGGAGAACAUUUGUAGCACCAAGCAGAAGGUGCUUCAGGCACAGUUAUCCUCCCUUCUGCAGGGAAAAGAGCACAUCCAGAGCAGCUGCAGUUUUACUGAGCAGGCCCUGAACCACGGCAGCGCCACUGAAGUCCUGCUGGUCCAAAAGCAGAUGAGUGAGCGGGUGAGUGCCCUCGCCUGCCACGACUUUCCUGAACGGCCACACGAAAAUGCCCACUUGGACUGCCAGAUAGAGACGGAGGGCUUGCGACGCUCCAUCCAGAACCUGGGCGUGCUGCUGACGACAGGUGCCGUGGGACACACGAGUGUGGCAACGGGAGAAGGGCUCAGACAUGCCCUGGUCGGUCAGCAUGUGACUGUAACAGUUACCACUAAGGAUAAGGACAGCGAGCUUGUGCGGACCGGUAAUGCGGUCCUCCGAGCAGAGAUAACAGGGCAGGACGGAGUGCGGGUGGCAGAGGUGGAGGUUGUGGACAAUAAAAACGGAACGUAUGAGGUAGGGUACACACUUAAGAGUGAAGGGGAGUACUCCUUCUCUUUGAUGCUGUAUGGACAGCCCGUGCGGGGCAGUCCGUUCAGACUGCGGGCGAUAAAGCCGUCGGAUGUCCCCCAGUCUCCCGACGAUGUGAAAAGGAGGGUUAAAUCUCCUAGUGGAACAGGAGGACACAUCAGGCAGAAAGCCGUACGGAGACCUUCCAGCAUGUACAGCACCACCAAAAAGAAGGAAAACCCCAUAGAGGAUGAGCUGAUUUACAGAGUGGGCUCUCGGGGGAGGGAGAAGGGAGAGUUCACUAAUCUACAGGGCAUCUCUGCUUCCAAUAAUGGGAGGGUCAUUGUAGCAGACAGCAACAACCAGUGUAUACAGGUGUUUACUAAUGAUGGCCAGUUUAAAGCACGUUUUGGGGUCAGAGGUCGAUCCCCAGGACAACUGCAGAGGCCGACAGGAGUGGCAGUCGACACAAAUGGAGACAUUAUAGUAGCUGAUUAUGAUAACAGAUGGAUCAGCAUCUUUUCUCCUGAUGGGAAAUUCAAGAAUAAGAUCGGUGCUGGCCGUCUGAUGGGACCCAAAGGAGUGGCUGUAGACAGGAACGGUCAUAUCAUUGCAGUGGAUAAUAAAGCCUGCUGUGUGUUCAUCUUUCAAUCUAAUGGCAAACUAGUGACCAAGUUUGGAGCCAGAGGCACUUCAGACAGACAGUUCGCAGAAAAAAGUGGUGCAAAGUUUGCACUGGAGCAAAAGUUUAGUAAAUCUGGCCCUGUGUUCAGUCCACACUUUGUUGCUGUCAACAACAAGAAUGAAAUUGUGGUGACAGAUUUUCAUAACCACUCCGUCAAGGUCUACAGUGCAGAUGGGGAGUUUUUGUUCAAAUUUGGGUCCCAUGGAGAGGGAAACGGCCAGUUUAAUGCCCCCACAGGGGUCGCUGUUGAUGUUAACGGCAACAUCAUCGUAGCAGACUGGGGCAACAGCAGAAUACAGGUGUUUGACAGCGCAGGCUCAUUUCUCUCUUACAUCAACACAACUGCAGACCCUCUGUAUGGGCCGCAGGGUCUCGCUUUAACCUCCGACGGCCAUGUUGUGGUGGCCGAUUCUGGUAACCACUGCUUCAAAGUCUACCGGUACCUGCAGUAACGCCUCAGGUACUGCCACAGGGUGCCACAAACUCUCCUGCGACUUCGGUUCAUCACAGUUUGCAUAGUCAUAUCAGCGAAAUCCUCCAGAAAGGAAGAAUCGGAUGAACAAAAAGCACUUUUCUUAAAUCUUGUACUGAUUUUCAUGUUCCAAAACAAAGAACUGCUUCUGUACUAAACCAGGAAUGUUUAUUGUAAAUAACAGAAACCAUAUCAAUAAGCACAGAUUCUUAUUAGAAAUCAUGUAAGUUCUGUAUAAAUAAAAAGUAUAUAUAUAUAUAGCAAAACAUUUUGUUAAUCGCGUCUUAAACCCUUGCCGAAAAGUCAAUUAUUUCCAAGAUUUUUCCAAGAUUCCUUUCCCGUCUCAUAGUGAUUGACCUUCCCAUGACUGCAACAGUUGUGUAUUUUAAUUCUGUUACAUUCUGCAUUUGUAAAUAUACAAAUGUAUGUACAUAUGAACAUAUUUGGUGUAUGUAACAUGUAAAUGACACUGGCUUCUUGUAUUGUCAGCAUUUACCACUGAGAUUUCACUAUAUCCGAGCUAUUCAGUGAGUGCUUUCAGCCAACUGGGUGUUCAAAUCAUUCAGACUGAACAUCUGAGCCCUCACAGAUAUCAGCAGCACAGGAAGUGAUGCGCAUCCCUGCUGUGCUCUUUCAAAAAAUAUCAAACCAAUUAACAAAAGGAGCCAAAAACUACAUAUUUUUUUCCAUUCCAAAUUAUUUAUUUUUCUAAAGCACAAGGCUACUUUAUGUGUUGAAAAAUCCAAGUUAGCGAGGAAAUAGAAAUAUAAUCAAACCCAAGUAUUUCAAGUAUAGGCCUAUUGCCUCUGUUUUUUAAUGUUCUAUAAAGAUGAUCCGCUGUAUGGAAUUAUAUCUCUUCUCUGUAAAUAAUCAUGCAGAUGCCAGAUGUUUACAGUGUAGCAACCAAAUGUUGUUUUUAGUCAGUAUUAGUUUAUGCUUCAUUUGUCUAUUUAUUUAAUGUUUUGUACACAUUUUCCUUUGAGAUUGUCCUUCAUCACCAGCGAAUGAUUUCAAAAUCACUUCCCUUUAAUUUUGUGGAUAUUUCCUUUGUCUUUUUGAAGGUUUAUGUGGCACCACGUCUCCUUAAUAGGCUACUCUGUGUGAUACUGUACAAGAUUAAUGAACGGUGGCUCGCAGCUGAAACGGUGAACGUAUAUCUUAAUAUCUGUGCAAAUAACGUUUUUGCAUGUUAAUGAUUUUACCAGCAGUCUGAAUAUGGUUUCUGCAGCAGCGAAAUACUUGUAAUGAUUUGCUAUUGGCAGACUGGAAAUAAAUAAAAAAAAUGUAAUAGCCAAAAACAAAUAUUCUAUACUGUAUAUUAAUUUAUAAUAUAUACGAAUUGCAAGUUGAGAUAAUUAGUUGCUUCCGUCGUGAUGGGCUCUUUUGGAGAACCAUCAUCAGUAAAGGCCUGUUCACACUAUGAACGAUUAACUAUAACCAUAAAGUUUUAAAAUUGCUCUAAAGGUGGUCACAUUUACUAUUGUUCAGCGAAUUUUUGCAGGCGAAAUCCAAGAAAGGUCUGCGUCCUGCAGUACUACAAACCACGCCCUGCAAGUUACGCCUCCCGCGAACAAUGUUGAUUAAAACAAUCUUUUGAAGUAAAUUAUUUUAUGUUUUAUGUAUGGAAUGUUAGUAAGGCUAACUUAUAUUCCUUUCUUUAUAUUCCAAAUCUUAUGAAAUAUGAAAAUGACAGCUAUUAGGAAAACAUAAAAUAAAUUAAAAACCUACCCUACCCUGAUUGUUUAUGUAAUGCAAUCUGUGUGCCUUAUCACUAGGUGGCGAUAGUGAAGCUUAAAAAGCGAGGAAAGUGAAGUAGAAGAAGAGUUGUACUAGUGACGACAGAGUACUUCAGGGAUGACGUGUUUUUGUAGGCAAAACCCAGAAGCAAGUUAGCAUUUUAGGACUUCCGGUCAAACCACUGGAAGGCAAGCCUGCAACCUUUAGCCAAAAAAGCGUAACGGCUAAUGCUAAUGCUCCGCCUCUGGCGGUACGCAGGGAAGGAGACCAGAGGCCGUUUUUUGAAUGGAUGUCAAUGGAUGAGAGGCUUCAUUAUGCUGAUUAAACAGCUUUUGUGGGGAAAUAGCUAAUCAUUUAAUUAAUCGACAGUCUGUUUGCUAAUCUUCAUCAUGUUUUACACUAAACAAUACUUUCGUUGGGAACUAGAUGUAAAUUUUAGCUUGAUAAAAAUGCAUUUUGUUUUAAGAGAAGGCAGACUAGGGAAUGUUGCGACUGAUAGUUUUUUAUAUCUGACGACUUUAUUUAGGCUUCAAAAUGUAUAAAUGUUGUGUUAGCUUGUAAAGAUUAUCUUGAUAGACAAAACGUGUAAGUGUCAUAAUCCUGUGUUAAACACAGAGCUUAUACUUUUUCCCAUAAACUUUUCCAAAAGUUUAUGGGAAAAAUGCAUAGGCUUUCGAUCGAGGGAACCCGUGCGCCGCUAACUUCCGUCAUCACGUCAUCCCUGAGGUACUCUAUUAGCGAUUCUAGAGGGAGGAAUUGUGAUGACAUCCUGAUUGGCUGUUUCAUUGUAGGGGGUGUAAUUUGUAGGGGCGAGGUUUGUAGUACUGCGGGAUUCAGUCGGACACACUUGGGAGAAAUCCAGACGUUUCAAUAGGAAUCCACGUCAUCAGGAACUUUGCGAGAGCAAAAUAAUUCCCCAUGCAGAUUUUGCAACGUCUUCAAAUUGGUCGCACGAAUUGGUCCACGUUAACCAAUUAAGAAAAAAAAAAAAUGCUUGUUUUGAAAGUGUGAGCUGUGCUUCAUAGACUGAUAAAAUAUUGACAAUAGACAAUGUACCCGUAAAAAUUCUCUAAUAUGACCGCAGAUUUCGAAACAUCAGAAUCGUAAGUCCACACCACAGCUAUAAAAAUAAGGACAUAGAAGAACGGUAUCGUUGAAAUGACUGUGCGAUUUUUUUUUUUUUUUUUUAUGGCUGAUAAUUCGACUUUAAAGUCGGCAUGAAAUGGAAGUUGCAAUAGUCUUUUCUUUCUUAUUGCGACGUAUAUCCGAGUGAAACGGCUUCCUGGAACAAGAAAAAAUGUAGGGACUUGAAUUUGUGCAUUGGGAAUUGAUUGGACGAUUGUGGUCUGCUAUUGCUGUGAUUGACAUUAAUUUAAAAAAUAUUGAUGUGCGCGGAUGAAUUUAUAAUAAAUACUGCAAUAUUCUUUAAAAAAAAAACAAGUUGAAAAAAAUUGACAAUUGUCAAUUUCAAUUUCAUGGUGACUUUCAUGUCGACAACUGCUGCAGCGAACUUAGAAUCAAUAAAGUUAUCGUCCGUUGGUGUGAACGCUAAUUUUGUUCUUGGUGUGGAUGGACUUUAACUCUAUCCAAUGCAUGAUCUAGUGCUUGGACAGAUGAUUUAGUAAAUGUGCUUCAUGGGUUUAAAAAAACAAAAAUCUUGAACAACAAAGAAUCAACCAUAUGUUCAUUUUACUGGUCUAUUAUUAUUGCAGUUUAAAAAUAAAACUGUAUAUACAAGACACUUCUCAAAUUUUGUCUUUCUUUUUUUUUAAAACUGUGAAUCAAAGUGAUUCAUUUUUAAAAAAUUGUUAUAUAAUCUGGAUAAUAAAGUGGAACUUCCUGGUUCUAUGAAAUAUGAAAUACUGAAAUUAAAAAAAAAAAAAAAAACUGUUGUAAUAUUUUAUUUUUAAAUGACUGCAGAGGAAAACAUUUAACAUAUUGCAGUGGUUUUAAAUCACACAAAAGUAAAAUGUACUGAUGGUGCCAUCCAGCAGUAAUGCUCAAAAGUGAUGUAACAGUUCUCUUACAUCAGCAAUUAAAAGAAAUCCAAAUUAAAAAUAUAUAUAUAUUAAACAUACAAAGAGUCAAUGUUUUCAAGUUGAACUCAUUUCAUAUGAGGAAACAGACAGUGAUUACUAAAGUACUAAAUGUUAAAUAAAACUUAGAUCCUAGUUUUUAUCAUGGAUCUUGGUAACACAAAGUGUUGAGAGCAUGUUCACGUUAACAGCACAUGUACAAAACAUCUUAAGAUCCAGAAGUGAUCUGUUCCAGUGUUUUCUUGAUCCUUUGUCAGCUCAAAAAACAUUUUGUACAAAUGACUGCAGCGGUUCUAGUAUAUAAACUAGUUCUGUAAAUAUCAACAUGAAUAACAAACCAUCUGAGCUCAAUCAAAGGGUGCUGAAAUGUCACUUUGUGCUUGUUUCAGUACAAAAGCAAACAAAAACGUACAUUCCCAGCAUCUCUCUUCACCGUCAUCCCACAAGACAAAUUUGACUACUGCUAAACAAAUCAAACAGAUUAAAAUUUUUAAUAUAAUAGAUUUGAAAGGUACAUUAAAAUGAUGUAACAUGAAUGGCACAAAGCUUAAGAAUGGACUCAUUUACAUAAUUAAAUGAAUAAAAGGACGCUCCUCACAGCAUAUCUGUCCUACUUUGUUGUUGAAAACUCACAUACUCAAAGUUGCAUAGCACCUAUUGCAGUCUGAGCUAUUACGAUAUGUUCAAACACAGAGCCUUUAUGUAACAUUACAUUACAGGGUAAUUUGUCUAACAAAAACAUCCCUUAAAAACAAAAUUGCGGCAAAAAUAUGUAAACGUUUAAAAUAGAUUUAAAAUAAAGAAAAAAAAAAAAAAAAAAA